Messenger RNA from Sander lucioperca (pikeperch), 1975 nucleotides. It is a transcript of the gene usp21, whose product is annotated as ubiquitin specific peptidase 21. NCBI's taxonomy places the organism in Eukaryota, Metazoa, Chordata, Actinopteri, Perciformes, Percidae. Gene Ontology annotation, cellular component: cytoplasm. The transcript is spliced from 11 exons. The record is from RefSeq and is a predicted model, not a curated record. Gene Ontology annotation, biological process: protein deubiquitination. Gene Ontology annotation, molecular function: cysteine-type deubiquitinase activity. Bases 296 to 1585 code for a protein of 429 amino acids.
GUAUAGCCAACAAGAUCCACAAAUAAAAGAUUAGUGAUGAUUAUCCUCCCUCUCUCCCUCUCUCUCUCUCCCCCCCUCUUUCUCUCUCUCUCUGACACCGCUGAGGGUAGGGGAGAGAGGUAGACUUUCAGUUCUAGCCUACAGUCACACAGUGAAACAGUAGACGUCCCCUUAUGCAUUUUUAACAGCUCAGCAGGUGAUGGGAACAGUUUGGUUGGGACAGUUUGUCCACAGAUAGAGUGACCAAGUGAUCAGGUGAAGUGGUCGAAAUUCUGAGGUGUACCAGUAAAAUAGGAUGCCCGGAGCCAGUGGCGUCAACAUUGAGGGCUCUUGUGAGGCCCUGUGCCGAACCCUGGUCUCCCAGAACGGGCUCCAGAGAGAGACAGCCGACAUCUCCCAGUCUGUCCUCUACACCUCACUGAUGGGCCUGCUUCUGGUUGCCGACAACGAGAAAAAGCAGCUCACCGUAGGAAGUGGAAGGGUUGGCCUUAGAAACAUAGGAAACACAUGUUUCCUAAACGCAGUAGUCCAAUGUUUGUCUCACACACGUGGCCUACGGGACUACAGCCUCCUCAUGUCCUACAGGGAUGAGAAGUUCUCCAAAGAGGAGGCUAAGCUCAUGGAAGGUAUGUUCCUGCUAUUCCCUUCUCUUGCUAUUCUGUUUUCAUCUUUUCUCAUUGCUCGCUGUCUUCUUGUGCUAGCUUUCUCUCAGGUGCUGUCAGGACUUUGGGUCGUAAAUGAAGGGGACACAGUUGUAAAUCCACGUCAGUUUUACAAUAUAUUUAAAGAAGCAGUGCCUUACUUCAGUGGAUACAGUCAACAGGAUGCGCAGGAGUUCCUCAGGUUCCUAUUGGACAAGCUGCACACAGAAAUCAACCGCAGACCCUACGUUCGACGAACAGGGAAGGAGCCUGUACAAAAAUUUGCCAGAUUUCGGAUUUCGGAAGAGGCAGCUGCCAUGUGGAAGAAGCACUUAGAGAGAGAUGACAGCAGAAUAGUAGACCUGUUCUCAGGCCAGCUGAGGAGCUCGCUGCAUUGCUCAGUGUGCUCCCACUACUCCAACACAUUCGAUGUGUUCUGCGAUCUGUCGCUGCCCAUCCCCAAGAGAAGCUCUGCUGGGCAGGUCACGCUGAGGGAGUGCCUGGAGCUCUUCUCUCAGGAGGAGAAACUGGACAAGGAGAAUUCACCAAUGUGCGAGAGGUGUAACAGGCAUACAGAGUGCACCAAGCGACUUUCCAUCCAGAGGUUUCCCGAGGUUAUUGUGAUCCAUCUGAACCGCUUUACGACGUCACGGUGGUCUAUCAGUAAAAGCACAGUGUAUGUGUCCUUCCCAAUCACUAACCUGGACCUGGGACGCUACGGGCCUGUCGACUGUGGCCCAGUUCUGUAUGAUUUAUAUGCAAUAUGUAACCACGCUGGGACGGUAAACAUGGGCCACUACACAGCCUGCUGUUCAGAUGAAAAUGGGUGGUGCUUCUACAAUGACUCCAGUGUGACUCCAGUCUCAGAGAACCAGCUUCAGACCAACCAAGCCUAUGUGCUGUUCUACCAGCGCAGCAACAGCACCACCGCCGUCAGGAAAUAGACCCGAGACUGGCUGAGCCAAGCAGCCAAUCAGAGCAACUUUACCUCCAGUGUCCAUAGAAACAAAUAGAAGCAGCAGUGCUGUAACUCUGACAUGAACAGCUCAGUCUCAAUAAGCAUGCCCUCAAAUAAACUCUGAGGAGGAGAGAGAAGCCAUGCUCACUUUAAGGAGGGCUUGAUGAGGUGACCUCGCCUCCUGAGACAAGGAGAUGCUUUUGAAGAGUCUCACUGAGAGAGCUGAGGCAGCUCAGACGGACUGCAGCCCUCUGUGCCCUACUUCUCAGGCAGGAGUGAGCAGUGUACUUGCACAUGAUGCAGAGUUCUUAAUGUUAGAUCAUUGUAAUUCAUGCUUGCAAUGCAACAUAAACCCAGAUAAACAAUGGGAAAACUC